This is a messenger RNA of Eruca vesicaria subsp. sativa (arugula), 495 nucleotides long. Lineage: Eukaryota; Viridiplantae; Streptophyta; Magnoliopsida; Brassicales; Brassicaceae. The record is from the annotation of a GenBank genome assembly.
AUGGACAUGCUGAUCUCACUCUGCCCAGCUUUAGAAACCCUAACUUUAGACGAUAUGUGUGAUGGAGGCAAAAUAUCAUCUUCCUCUCUUUUGAGCUUCUGUCUUACCAAAGCUGUUGUACAAUUCAGAGAUUGGAAAUUGGAAACCCCAAGGCUCAAGUAUCUCAAGCUCUGCGGCCUUCAUAUAGGAAAAAUCAUUAUGAAUGAUUUGAGCUCUAUUGUUAAGUUGGAUCUUGUUGGUUUGAUUACUUUUAGUGAAAAUUAUCCUAAAUUUCUUACACUGAUCUCUCGUGUAAGAGAUUUAACCAUCUCUUCCGACAUUCUCGCGGUUAAUCGUAAGCUCUCCAAAUCGAUAGAGAGUAAAGAUUAUGUGAUCCUCAACGAGCUCUUUGCAUUGCCAAGACAAUCCAUGGAGUGUGAAGUUGUUGUUCGCUGUAGGACUUUUGGAACAUGCAAGCCCUUUUCUUUGUUUACUUGUGCUGAUGGUUUCUCCUGA